Podarcis lilfordi (Lilford's wall lizard) is the source of this 11464-nucleotide messenger RNA. The record is from the annotation of a GenBank genome assembly. Lineage: Eukaryota; Metazoa; Chordata; Lepidosauria; Squamata; Lacertidae.
AUGCCAGUUGCAGCUGAAAAGACCCCAUCGCCGCCGGCAGAGCGCGUCAACUGCGCGAAAAGCGCCGCCGCUGGGCUGCUUCGAGGGGCCGCUCCUGCCUGCCUUCGCUUUCUCGCAUCUAGUCGGGGCAUCACGUGAGGGAAUCUGCCCUUGAAAAAAAUGGCGGGCCUCCUAGGCAGAAAGACCAGAGUCUGUCCGCUGCACACGCGCGCGCCAGCCACCCGCUUCGAGAGCGGCAGCUCGGCUUUGCUGCUGGGUGCCUCAACCCCGCGUGCGUGUGUGUGUAAAGAGACGAAGAGGGAGCUGGAAGGAGCCCUUCCUCCUGUCCUUUUGCCCAGGGUGGGAAGCGGGAGAGCGACACCCGCGGCCACACGCGCCACUGACAACAAACACCCUCGCAGCUGCUGCUCCGGCGCCGCAGCAGGACAGGCGCGCGCCCUCGUUCUCGGGAUGGCGGGCUAGCCGGGCGCGCUGCGUGGCUCCCUCAGAUGGAGUCGCGCCGCGCGCGCGCGCGCAGCUAGCCUCGCGCAGCAUCCCUCUGUGAGGUGGGAGGGGGGGAGCAAAACGCAGCACCCCGAGUCAGCUCCCCCUCCCUCCCUCUCUCGUCGUCCCAGUAGACGCGCACGCACCUGCUUGCCUUCCCAUCCCUCACGCGCGCAGAGAAAACCCCCGCGCCUGUGACUGAGGAGAAGCUCCGCGCGCUUUGCAGAAGCGAGGGGUGGGGGGGGAGAGAAGAGGCGGAGCUUUCUCGGCCGCGGCUGCUGCUAGGUGCAGCAGUGCGUGUGUAUACGCCUGUCGCUGGGGUGGGAUUGUUGCCCGCGGUAACCAGGGAGCCAGCAGCCCGAGGCGUCUGGCAGCUCCGGAGCCCUGGGAUUCGGGAGAGAGGCAGCGGUUCGGGUGUCGUCCGCAGAGGGUGGCUCGCAGGGGCCGAGCAGGGAGCGCUGGCCAAGGGGGAGCAGCAGCAGCAGCAGCUGCGAAGAGUCCCGGACGGGGAGCGUGAAGGAGGUACAAAACCCACAGCCGGCAUUGGCGGGCUCUCGCGUCCCUGAGGGGAUGCUUCUGCUUUCUGCGCUGUCAUGUCCGUCGAGGAGGCAGGCUGGGGCAGGGCAGGUACAAGGGACAGCAUUGCUGCCGCCUUGGGGAUUGGGCAGCUGGAAGGGCGCCUUGAGAUCUAGAUCUCCGCAUCAUGCGACUCGCAGGCAAUGAAGCCGGAGCCUAGGGCCAGCCAAAGCAAAUUGGGGGCAAAAAUCGUUUUCUUGAUUUGUGGGGUUCUCAGUUUUGUGGGCGAUUGAGACAGAUCUAAAAUCAAGUAUUUUUUAUUAUUAUUAUAAUUAUUAGGGCGGAAAAGCAACCCAAAAACUGAUUGUGGAUAUUUCUCCAACAAAAUACAAUGUGGAUUGCUGACUGGGGAGGGAUGACAGGGUGGGCAAUAUUUGCAAGCGGUAAACUGGAUAUACCUGCCACACUGAUAGUUUAUAUUCAGCUCAUGUAACUGAAAGCAAAAUAACUUUUGCCUUGGAAGUGAUGACUCACUUUUUUUGGUGCCUGUUUACUCUUGCAUUUUUUCUUUCUGUUUGAGAGCUGAAUAAUAGUUUUGCUUCAUAUGUGCAAAAUAAGUGCAACCAAUACUCCAUGACUACAGCUGGACUAAUCUGCUAUAUGUACAACUUCAAGCAGAAACCUUUAGCAGCCAGUUCAUUUCACACGGAACAUUCCGUUAGUCGGUAACAUGCCAGCACUGGAGAUUCUGUUGGUGGAUUAGCUCAGCCUAGGAGGUAGUCAGUCUCUCAGUGAUUUACAGCUCAUUCUGGUCAAGGCACCUCAUGAAACAUUUUGUGGGUUGGUACUUUUUAUCCACUGGGCUGUUCUAACCUUGUAAUUUGUUGUUGUGCUACUUACUGAUUGUAACACUAGUAACCAGCUUUGCACACAAAGCAGUUCAUGCUAAUGCCAAGGAAUCAACAGCCUUCCCGUGUGUGCUUGUGUGACUAUAUUUUUUGUCCAUAUGGCCUCGGACACCUACAGGGUGCUGAGAUUCAUAGAAUCAUCAAGUCAUAGAAUUAUAGUGUUGGCAGGGACACCAAGGGUCAAACUCCAAGACUGCUGUCUGAGCAGUACUAAAAGCAUUGUAUUAUGUUAUUCAUUCAUUUGAUUUUUAUACCAAGCUUCAUCAAAAGAUCUCAGGGCAGUUCACAAAAUAAAAACACAAGAUAAAAGCACAGUAGUCAAAACAAUAACCUCCCCUCCCACAAACACUUUUAAAAAGCUGUGUGUGUGAUACUAAUCCUGGCCCAAUUUGUAAAUAAUGAAUUAUGUGUUUUAUUUCCAACAGAGGAACAGGUGUAUUCUAGCAUUUGAUCCCAACAAAUAACUGCAUAAUAAAAUGUUGAUAAUUGUAGUUUUUCCUGGGGGGGGUUUAAAAAAACAAUUUUAGAGGAAACAAAUCUGUUCUGAACUUUGAUUUGAUCAUGAAUCAACAAGAGCAUUAAUCAAGGUCGCGAUGCUUCAUCUACUUUGUGGGAAAAUCCCUUUGAACACAGUGAUUUACUUAUGAGUAAACAUGCAUGACAUUGAGGGGCAAGGCUGGAGUCAUGGGCGUAUUUGCAGCUAGUCUGGUUGUUUACAUGUUUAAUUAGUGAUAGUUUCACUGAAACUACUCAGUAGAUGUGCAACUACCACGUAGGAUUGUGGCUUUACAAGGAAGCAACUGUCAUGGAACUUAAAGCAUGUGCAGGAUCAGGAUGCUUAGCUUAAUUCAUAAAUGGCAUACUAGAAACUUAAAGGAAAUGUAUUUCACUAUAAAUGUUGCCCCUCCUUACUUUAUGAGCUUUUAUUUGUUAUAUACAAUAGCUUCAAUUUUGUAAUAGUCUUGGGGCAGUCAUUUUAUGAAAGCAGAUACAUAUUAUCUUCAGGGAUGCAUGAUACAUUUUUGACCUAGCACACACUGUUUCGGAUCAAAAGUGGAAGCAUCUAACCUAGUUUUCUCCAGUUCUUAAAACUUACAUUACCUACUGUAGCUCCCCAAUCCAGCAUCAAUAACUCUGUCUGUGGUUGAAUAUGCAAUGGUAUCUGCACACACUUGUGAGCACAGGGGCUGUUACUGAGUUGAAGGGUCAAUGAAUUGGAGAAGUAAACCUGCAUUAACAAUAUGACAGGUUAACUCUAACUCCCAUCUCAAGUCAUGUGGGAAAAAAAUAUGAACAAUGCAGCUCUUUAGGAAUGUUUUAUGCUCAAGUCACUUUGGAAUAAUGGAGCAGAAAGGGAGGUGACCACCUGAAAUCACCUCAUUGGUGGGAGGAUUUAUUCUACACAGGGCUUGAUUGGUGCCAUCUACCUCUAGAACCUUCCCUGCAGCUUAACAUAUAUUUUCUCCCAAUGUCCCAUCCACCCCCUUCAAUGAGGUUUGAGACUCACUGAGCUAACCUCAAGUAGAAUAGUAUAAAGUAGUAUGCAGAAUUUGUUUUCUUCCUUCCUUUUUAUUUGUGAUGAGGCUGACUCUGAUUCUCAACUUCCAUAAACUUUUUUUUUUUUAAUUUAGUGACUAACGAUUCUACUGUUUGUUACUUAUUAUGAACAGGAUGGACCUUAAUCUUUGGACUGUCCAAGUAUCAUGUGAUUUAGAAAGCUGUAGAGGGAGCAUAUGUUGUAUUUCAAACAAAAAGUUUACUUAAUGGCUUGUAAACAAUAGGUUUAAAAAUUAUAAUGCGUAGCUUGGCUUAUUGAAGUUGAAUUAUAAAUGUGAAAGACCAAAAGCUCCCCCCUCCCAUUCCAUAAACAGACUUCCUGUUCAACUGGGCUCUGCUAACUUUCAUGAAGCCAGUGUGAAUUACAUCACUUGAUGAUAUGGACACAAGUAUCCAGGAAAAGAAAAUAUUUUCUUUCUGUUUUGAGAGGUAGGAAGGGAAAUGUCACCAUAAUUCUGCAGUACAUCUAUACCUCAGGACACCCCUACCCUCAGUAGUACAAAGAAAUGAAGUGUCACUUUAUAUUAUCUUAAUAGCACUGCAAGACCUGCCAGACUUAAUGACUACAGUAUAUAUUUGUGCCUUGAUCAUCUUUCAAAUGCUACACUCCUUUCCAGAAGUAGGCUGCCAAUGGCAGGAGUGCCUUAUCUCUGCAGACCCAUGCUAAUUGAGAGUACAUGCCAUUGAAUUUAAUUGAGCUUACUUCUGAGUAAACAUGUACAGGAUCAUUUCACUUUCUUAGUCAGAGUUAAAUCACGCUGAACUCAAUCUGAUUUUCUGAUGAAUUAUCAUGGUUAAGGUUGGGGAAUAGGAGUACAUCACACACACACACACACACACACACACACACACACACCUCAUGCAAUAUCAGAGCUGUGUAUAGCAAUAUAAAAUCAUCACGAAACUUUAAAAGCACUAUUGAACCUUCUGCAACUUUAAGCCCACGUGGAGAACCUGCUGCACUCCAGAAGUUGUUGGACUCUGACUCCUAUAAUCCCCAGUCAACAUAGCCAACAACUUCUAGAGGGCCACAGGUCCCCUAUUCCUGUUGUUAACGAUCUGCUGAAUUUCUUUGUUUUCAUUUCCAUACAGCUAGUGCAUAGCCUUCUGCCUCCCCUCCUUAUGAAAGCUCAUUCCCCAAUAAACUAAUUACUCAGUCAGUUUGUCACAAGACUUUUUGUAUUGCCAUUAUAACCAGAUAUUUCUGGUUCUCGGAAAUUUGUCUUAAUGUUUCAGAGGCAUGUUGAGAAUGCAGGCAAGUUCCAGUAUUGCAUGACAGUAGGAAGUGAAUCUUAUAUAGUAUUUGUUUGUAUUUAUAUGUGGAAGUUGAAGCUGUUAUCAUGACUAAAGGUAUGUAAUGUAAAGUAUGCCCAAGGGAAAGCAAGAUAAGUUCUAAUGCCAAUGUUUAUGCUUAUGUUGCUGAUUUGACCUUAGAACUGGCUCUGGCCAUGAUUCCAGGUAAACACAUCUGCACAGUGUGAGCAGUUCAACAGCAUUUGUAGAUGAAGCAAUUGCACCAGUGAUCUACUAUACAAUGUGGCAGAUCACAUUGUAGAUCGCUCAUGGUGUUUUUUGGCUUUUUGGGAUUUAAAAAAAGACUUGUACAAUCCUAAGCUAGGGUUUCCUGUAGUAAGUGUUUACUGUAUGGUAUCCAAGUAGAGUUCAAAUUUUAGAGAGUAAAGUAGAUUAUCUCAACCCCACUUGUCAGGCAUAGAAUUAUGCCUUUAGGUGUGGUGGUGCAAGUCCUUAUUUGUCCUUCUGCAGUUAAAAGCAGAUGAAGAGGAAUGGGUUGCCUAGCAUCACACAUUGAUAUUAUUUAUUAGAUGCAUUUGUAUGGAAAACAUGCCAUGUUAGUUGGGAAUCAUUAUCUUUGAAGACCUUCCCACAUUUGUCGUUAUCAUGUCUUGCAGACCUCUCCUCUAUCUCCUUGUGGUCUUUUGUAAGGAGGGCUCAUAAAUGAGCAGUAAAAGUGGUUGUGUGGCAUUUGUGUGAACACUCUACAUCCAAUAACAACAGCUUCCAGGAUGAUGACAGUACUUUAAAAUGGAACUGCAUAUAAAACAUCAGAGACAACAUUGACAACCACAAGUCACACAGUUGCUUCCUCUAUAUACUUCCACCUCCCCUCACCCUAUAAAUACAGGGUUGGCCCUGGAUGAAUACAUGAUGUGAACAGGCCCUAAAACACUUCGGUUUCCAUACCAUUGACCUUUUAUGUUAAAAAAAGAAAGAUGCAUCAAUAACUUUAUGGCAAUUUGAUCUCGAGUCAUAUGUCAGCUUUUUGGGAGGAAAGUAACUGAAACUGGAUUCUUAGGGGCACAAUUAAUUAUUUCUUAAUGAAGGUACAAAAAGCAAGUUUUAAAAGGCAAAAGGCACACAUGGUGCAAUAUGAAUGACAUGUAAGUGUUUGAUGAGAUUGCAAUAAAUUUGAAAGAAGGGAACCCCAGUCAUGUAUUUAUUUCAGGGAACCUCAGCCAUUUGAAUACUCAUACUUCAUUCACAGCUGUCCAUCUUGCAUGUAUAUUUUUCAGUGUAAAAACAACUAUCUUUUGAAUCAUACCAACAGGUGUGUUGUUGUUGUUGUUUAAAAAAGAGACAAGAAUGCAGUCUUAUUAUUCUGUGGUAAUUCUGCUGAAUGUCUAAGAUUGCUGAAGUGGGCAUACUGUUGAUGUUGUUUCCUCUUCUGUUAAUGCUCUUUCUCUGCCCAUCUGUUGCAGCUUAAUUUCCCUUUGUUUGGACAAGUCUAGUUUUCCACCCUACACAAAGAAGUGUAACAUUUACCACAAAUACAGUAUAGCUUGGAGUCUCACUUUACAUUUAGAAAGAUAAAUUGGCUAUCUGUUGCUUAAAGUCUUACCACACUUGAGUAAUAAAGCUGUUAAAAAACGGUAUUCAACAGUUUGUGUAAACAAGCUAUUCUAAUGUAAACAAAAUAAGUGGUAGAUGUGAAUUUUAAUUUAUAUUCAAAAUCUGUAGAGUGUUUCCUAAUACUGGUUCUAAUAUAUUGUCUCCAUAUAACUUGAAAGAACUAAUACAUGGUAAUCCCUUUGACACUGAGAGUUUAAAGAAAUAAUAAUUUUGCAUGCAUUAAAAUAAAACCAAUUUAAUUCAUAUUUUAAUCAGAUAAUGAAAGUUACAUUUAUGUAUUUCAACAAUUAAUAUACUACUUAGCUCUUAUGUAUUAGGAUAUAGCUUGCAUAAAUGCAGCAUACCAUUCUAAUAUCCCAUAUUUAUCAAAUGAUAUCAGUAUUGUCAUCUUUGCAUCUUGUCAUCCAGUGAUCUGGUGUUUAGACCAUUUUAUUGAUACAUAAAAUGCAUAUCAGGCAUGCACUAACCGAUAAAAGCUCUAGUCUUUAAGGUGUUGCAAUAAUUAUUGUAAUGGUUGUUGCGACAGAGUCACAUACAGGUAGCUGUCCCUUUGAAAUGUUGCUUGUACACAUGAUCCUAGUCAGGGUAUGUGUUCUACAGAUGUAUCCAUCCUUCCAGUCUAGAAAAUAGUGUAAAGUCACGUUUUAUACUUGCAGAGCAAUAUACACUGCCUGAAUGGAAGACCACCAGUCGGAUAUCAGAGGCAGUAAAGUUUCUGAAUACCAGUUGCUGGAAAGUGCAGAAGCGGAGAGGACUCUUGUUCUCUGGUCCUGCUUGUUGGCUUCCCACAAGCAUCUGGCUGAAUGCUGUGAGAACAGGAUGCUGGGCUAGAUGGUCAUUGGCCUGAUCCAGCAGGCCCUUCUUACGCUCCAAUGUUUUUUAAUGAACCAUAUAUAAGGCAUGCUGAGCUUGUUUGGAAAAAGAGCAAAGAGUGGGUAGAUGUGAAUGAAUGCAUAGCUCCCUGAUAGUGAGAAGCAUUCCUAUUUUCAUGAAAUUUCCCUUUUAUCACAGGCUUCCUCUUCCACAUAUUCCUUUUCUAAUGGCUUUGUCUGUUUUGUCUAUAGCCUGCCUAGUGGCCUCCACUUACAACAAAGCACUUCCAGACUCUUUCAGCGAAGCGAAGCUGCCAUUCCUUGGGGAUGGAUGACUGUUAAAUGUACCUUAUUUCAGAACAUUCUGGUUCAAUAGACUAAAUGUAUUUAUAUCUAUAAGCAUCCCGACAGUCAUUAUAAUUUCUGCUAACCUACACUUCGUAAAAGGAAGUGCACACUGCACACAGAGUAGUAGUCUUCAAUAAAAUACCACUUCAUCUCAUCCAUCUUUGGCCACAUUUAGAAAAUCAUAAUUGCCUCUGCAUGCAGCCCCUUGGUGAAACUUACGUUUAAAGCAGGAAGUCUCUAAUUAACCAUAGUUUCUGUCUUGUCUGAAUUGGGAAACUAUGGUUGCCACCUUCAGAACAAGCCAAGAUAUAUAUCCUGGCUUCUUCUAAAGCUGGUAACCAUAGAACCAAAAGACUCGUGUGUAUCUUGAUUUAAUAAGCUGAGAUAUCAUCAUCUGAACAGGGCCAUCUGAACUGGGCCAUUGCAUCUUUCAUUUCAUUUCACCUUCCACCAGAGAUGCCGUACAAGAGCCAUUUUGUUGUGCAUCAGUUUGCCACAGAUAGGCAUGCAAGCUCUGGCCAGCAAAUGUUUCACCUAUCGAGACAAACCAAAUGACAGAAAGGACCCCAGUGUGAUGAGGAGAAGAAGAAAGAAGUUUAAUGGAACAGAAAACUGGAUUGUUGUAUCAAACCUUGACUACAUAUAGUGUGUGCUGUGUAUCUGAAUAUGAAAAGGCAAUAUUUUUUUCAGGGAAUCUGUUUGAAAUCUGGCCAUAGGGCAUGACUUUAACCUUUGAAUGUUAAGGUUCAUUUCAUAACAGCUCUCUUAUAAGUGAGAGGGAACACUGAACAAAUUUUCUCCUUUUUUAAGGAUGGAUAAAUAAAUAUACCACAAUAAGAGGUGCUCCUGUUAUAGCAACAGUAUAAACAGCUCUAUGCUAAGCUUGUUAAAUGUAUUUUGAAUCCCAUGAUACCUAGCGUUCAUGGUUGAUAAUCUAUGCUAUUAUAAAUGACUGGCUUGAUUCACUUACAGUCUUUAAUCAAUGCUGCUGGUGUGUGUGUGUGUGUGUGUGUGUGUGUGUGUGUGUGUACUUCCUGAUUUUUAAAUAAAUGCUGUGCUGUUAGAGGGCAGAAAUGUUUUAUAUUGCAUAAUACUACAGAAGAACACUUAAAAUUUGCCGCACUGAAAAGUAAGAUGAUAUUAAGAGAGUAAAUAAAACCUAUGCCUUCAGGCAUAAAUGAUUGCCUGUGGAACUCAAGGAAAAUACUUCUGGCAUUAUCCUACUACUAGUACACUGUCUACUACACCACAAUAUUUUUCCCCAUGUGCAGUUACAACUGCACUGUUGCUGCAAAAAACAGCUUUGUGUGCAAGUCAUAGGUAAAACAGAAUAAACUGCUGAAUAUAAGUACAGUGCGAAAAUCUGGUGAAGAAAUGAAGAAGUCUAGGCAGUGGCACAAACAAUUAAUAAAGCCAUGUAAUUUGAAGACAAGCCUUUUUCAGGCUGAAAUUGUAUAUGCAGUUUCCUGUGAGUAUGCUCCAUUGAACUCAGUGGAUUUAGUUUUAAGUAAGACUAUAUAAAAUUGUACUGUCAGUGCAAGUAUGUUGCUAUUUUUAAAUGUUUGAGUACAUGUUUCAUUAGAAUGUGUUGAGUGUAUAGAGACUUUAUGCCUCAUUUGGUUUUUCAAAUUUGCCCCCUUUUUUGAGAAGAAUGCAGAGACGGAUGCUGUUCUCUGGCAUAUGAGGGCAGGAAAUGUUUGGAGGUGUUGGAGAAAGAGAAAUCUGGGAUGGAGCUGUGUGAUCUGACAAUUCUGGUCCAUUGUGUUCUGAGGGCCACAUUCUGUAUUUCUGCCUCACUUGUCCUUUGCUGCGGUGUUCAAAACUGAGAUAUGAAAGCUAGGAGCUAUAUGGCACCUUAAACCUAGGUUAUGAGCGCUGCAACAGAAUGUCUAGGUGCACUUUUUAAAUAACAAGAAUACAAAGCUGAAAAUGAAUGAGCUGCAGCUAAGAUCUUACUCAUUUUUCACAUGGUCUAGUGCUCAUCUUGAAGAUUGCAAAAAAACCAACCAACCAACCAAACAAACAAACAAACCCAAAGCCAUCCAUCCCCUGCCCGCCCCCCUAAUAUUUUUAGGAGGGUCUCUUCUCCAGUCCUAAGAGAGUGGCUGGAAGUGGGGAGGCAGAAAAAGGUCCUCCUUUCACUCCAGCAGUGGCAGUUUUAAUCUGAAAUCUUAGGUGCAGUACUGCUCCAAAAGCUCAGAAACUGCUCACAUUAAUACUAAUACUAAUAAUACUAAUAAUUUAUUUAUACCCCGUCCAUCUGGCUGGGUUUCCCCAGUCACUCUGGGCAGCUCCCAACAGAAUUUUAAACAGAAAAAAACUUCAAACAUUAAAAACUUCCCUAAACAGGGCUGCCUUCAGAUGUCAGAUAGUUGUUUAUUUCCUUGACAUCUGAUGGGAGGGCAUUCCACAGGGCGGGUGCCACCACCGAGAAGGCCCUCUGCCUGGUUCCCUGUAACCUCAGUUCUCACAGUGAGGGAACCACCGAAGUCCCUCGGCGCUGGACCUCAGUGUCCGGGCUAAACAAUGUGGGUGGAGACAUUCCUUCAGGUACGCUGGGCCAAGGCCAUUUAGGGCUUUAAAGGUCAGCACCAACACUUUGAAUUGUGCUUGGAAACGUACUGGGAGCCAAUGUAGGUCUUUCAGGACCAGUGUUAUGUGGUCUCGGUGGCCACUCCCAGUCACCAGUCUAGCUGCCACAUUCUGGAUUAGUUGCAGUUUCUGGGUCACCUUCAAAGGUAGCCCCACGUAGAGUGCACUGCAGUAGUCCCAAGUGGGAAAUACAGUGGUACCUCAGUUUAACAACAGCCUUGUUUACGAACUAUUUGGUAUACGAACUCCGCAAAACUGGAAGUGUUCCGGUUAGCGAACUUUACCUCGGUCUACGAAUGGAAGCCGAACGGUGGAAGGGUACCAGUGGCAGGAGGCCUUAUUAGGAAAAGCGUGCCUCGGUUUAAGAACAGCUUUCGUUUAAGAACAGACUUCCAGAACAGAUUAAGUUCGUAAACCAAGGUAUCACUAACUAGAGUAUGCACCACUCUGGCUAGACAAUCUGUGGGCAAAACGCAUCUAGAACAAUGUUUCAAAUGCUGCUUUGCUGCCUAUAAUAAGCUAACUUAGCUAUCUCUUCCCAUACUUGCUCCUCUCAGUCCCGCCUAUCCUUUUUACUUACUGAGGCCUUUUGUGAGAUAGGCUUCUAUAUUACUUUCUUCCACCAUCAGCAGGUAGUUAUUUGUUUUUAUACACUCCAGCUAGUCUUUCUUUCUGUCUUGGCUGUGAGAAGAGGUAGCAUUGUCAGUAAAUACUGUGCACCCACAAUGGUUGCAGAGUGUGUAGUGUUGUGUUCUGAAAUCAUCAAAGCAUGGCACUCACUCCUUUCUAAGGAAACUGUCCAUUAACUAGGUUGAAAGAUAUGUGUAUAGAUAUAUACCACAAUCCUGAAGAUGCACAUUGUUACUGUACACAAAAGGCUUGUGCCAGCCAGCAUAAUUAUUGUGGAAUAAUCACUGUGUGUUGCCAUCUCCAACGCAGUUAUAAAUGGUUAAUUCAGCAUGUCAGGAAUGUAGAUUUUUACAAAGCUGAAUCCAUGGUAGAUGAAAUGCCCAUAAGAUGGUCUGCAUGAACUCAUGUUUCCCCCAUUCCUUCUUUGCCACCUAAGCCAUUUCCCAGCCACGUAGUCUUGUCUUUUAUGUGGCAAUGCUGCUGUACUGAAGGUUGAAGGGAAACCAGCAGCAGCCCACAAUUUUUAGUGUUCCUCUGGUGCAGCAGCCCUUGUGCUACUUUUCCAAUGCAGUGGCUCAUAGAAUUAGGUCAUUAGUCACCUGGGACAGCUAAGGCACCCAGAUUUUUGAAUGUAUUAGCUAGUGACAGUAUAGUGAAGUAUUUUUAUACCAAGACUGUGUUCUCUGAAGCCCACUCUUGCAUUUUUCUGUCUUUUCAGACUUCAGGUCUCCUGAAAGAGAGCAUUCCUAA